Molecule: messenger RNA, 1059 nt
Organism: Penicillium cataractarum
Lineage: Eukaryota; Fungi; Ascomycota; Eurotiomycetes; Eurotiales; Aspergillaceae
Exons: 3
Coding region: 1-1059 (352 amino acids)
Molecular function (GO): protein dimerization activity; DNA binding; RNA-DNA hybrid ribonuclease activity
Source: RefSeq, a predicted model, not a curated record
AUGGCUACUUCUUUGAGUCGUGUCAAAAAGGAACAGCUGCGGAAGCGUCGAAAUAAUCUUUUGCGCCGCCACAAUGAAUUUUGGCUCCUAUACGCGAUUAAAAGCUGGCUCAUUAUGGAAAUGCCAGAUGGGCAGAUAUUCACAUAUCAUUCACAUCCUGAUAGGGCACCUCCAAGUCGUGCGAAAAUCGAGCAGCAAUCCAAACCAUCAGGACGAAAAACACCAUGCGAUUAUGAUGGCGUGGGGCAGAAACCGCAGCCAAUUGAACAAAAGACCUCCACGGCCGAGCCGCUGAUUCGUCAGGACAGUAUCUGGGAUCGACUGGCCUGGUACAUAAAGCAGAAUGAUACAUACUGCGCCACAAGGAACAAAUCGGGCCAGCGGAUCGUGCAUGCGAUCCUACAAGCUGCCACAGAGGUUCAAGCCGAGGGAGUUGCCCUCCGUCUCCAAUGGGUGCCAGGGCACUGCAACAACCCUGGAAACGACGUGGCGGAUCGACUAGCCAAAAACGCCGCGUGCCCAGGUAAAACCCACUCGUUCCGCCCGCUACUCUCGAGGGAGAAUGCACGCCUGCGCGUCAAUAUCCUCAGCCAGUGGGAGCAGGAAUGGAGAUCGUCCAGCAAAGGCAGUCACCUACGAAAUAUCGACAGCACUCUACCAGCAACCUACACGAGGACGCUAUAUGGGAACCUACCCAGAAACCGGGCGUACCUGUUAGCGCAGCUUCGUACUGGCCACAACUGGCUAUCUACUUACGCCAAGAAAUUUGGCUUCCGUGACGACGACCACUGCGCGUGCGGAGCACAAGAGACUGUCACUCAUGUACUAGUGGAUUGUCCACUUUUGAGGGAUAUUCGAAUGGAGUUACGGAGGGAAGUGGGGGACGCGUUCAGAAGCGUCUCGAGCCUGCUGGGAGGCUCAGCCGAAGGUAAGAAAGGUAAACCAGACACCGUCUCAAGGGCAAAAACGGUCAACGCCGUUUUAGACUUCGCCGAGGCGUCACAUCGGUUUUGGAGUCGCGCGCUACGAGGGCAGCCUAACAAUGGGAACGGCAGUUAG